UGCUCUGUAUAGUCUAUGCAGCUUAUAUUUCUUCACGGCUUAGGCGACACUGGGCAUGGAUGGGCAAGUGCAAUUGCCGGCAUACGGCCUCAGAGUGUCAAGGUGAUUUGCCCGACAGCACCUACGAUGCCCGUCACUCUAAAUGCCGGUUUUCGCAUGCCCAGCUGGUUCGACUUGAAAGCUCUCGACGUUGGGAGCGCCGAAGACGACGAAGGUAUUUUACAAGCGUCGCAAAACAUUCAUUCCAUGAUAGAAUCGGAAGUAAAAAGUGGAAUACCACCGAACAGAAUCGUACUAGGCGGUUUCUCGCAGGGAGGUGCGUUAGCUUUAUACUCGGCCUUAACCUACCCUGAAAAACUGGCGGGCGUCGUCGCUCUAUCCUGCUGGUUGCCCUUACGCAAAAACUUUCCGGCCGCCCAAAAGUGUCCCAACGAUUUACCUGUGCUUCAAUGCCACGGCGACUGUGAUCCAGUAGUUCCCUACAAGUGGGGCCAAAUGACAGCUUCGUUAUUAAAGAAUCUCGUGAAGGGCCCCGAAUUUAAAUCGUAUCGUGGCUUAAUGCAUACUUCGUCGGACGACGAGUUACAGGAUGUUAAAGAGUUUAUUCAUCGAAAUAUAGCUAGUCAAUAGGUGUAACAUCGAUUUAUUUUUGGAAUUAUAAAGCUGUAAUUGGGCCAACCUGAGAUAAGGAUGUCAUUACAACUUACAAGUUUUGAAAUCCACUUCGAGUAGCUGUCGAUAUACAGUAUAGUGCAUUGGCGCCGGAAAGGGGCGAAAUAACCACCAAGACAGAUUUCAUCCACUUGCUUGUGUAAAAAGCUACAAACGAUACACGCACCAGAAAGGCUGUGGGACAUAAAGAACAACCAUCUACAAAUUUGGAAUUUUUGUUAAUUAUGAAAUCAAUUAAUGAGAUUGAGAUCGAAGUGAUUUUCCCUCAGAGCAAGAAUACUCAGGAUGUUCCUAACAGGAAAAUUAUAUAUAUAUGUCACCCUUAUGUACAGGAUGAGUAAAUUUUCGCAGAACGGUCUA
Molecule: messenger RNA, 1032 nt
Organism: Photinus pyralis (common eastern firefly)
Lineage: Eukaryota; Metazoa; Arthropoda; Insecta; Coleoptera; Lampyridae
Product: acyl-protein thioesterase 1-like
Exons: 5
Coding region: 16-630 (204 amino acids)
Biological process (GO): protein depalmitoylation
Cellular component (GO): cytoplasm
Molecular function (GO): palmitoyl-(protein) hydrolase activity; carboxylic ester hydrolase activity
Source: RefSeq, a predicted model, not a curated record